UCACUUCACAUUUACCUUUGUACUCCUCCUCCUCCUCCUCCUCUUCUUCUUCUUUUGUUCACCUUCUUCCACCUACAAAAAAGUAAAAGAUAUGUCUUCGAUGAUGAACUCACAAGGAAUGGCUCUGGCCACAGCCAUGGCUGCCGUCUCCGGCACCGUUAUUCUUCUCUCUUUUUGCAUCCAAAAAACCAUCCCAAUCCAUCAAUUCUCAUCUCCAACUCUCCGUUCUUGUUUUCCCUCCGAGUCCAGCAAGAAAAAGAAGAAACAGAAUAAUCAGAAGAAAAGGGUUCAUUUUGCAAAGGACGUCGUGGAUCCAAUUGGUAACGGGGAGGAUUUUCGAAGACAACACGAAAUCGCAUACAGCAACAAUUAUUCGUCCUCUUCGCCGGCGCAAAACCCCCCAACAGCAGCGGCAGACCCAAGAAUGCCGGCGAACAGAGUGGCACUUUACAACGGGAUUAUGAGAGAUCGUGUUGUUCACCGAUACGCUUACUCUUGUUGAAAAUAUUUUUUCUGUACAAAACUGAAGUUGAUUUCUGGCUUCUGGGUGUUUCGGCAAAUAUUGUAAAUACCAUUUUUCUGUAGAAAUUGAAGUGAUUUCCUGUUCUUUCUUAUUUUGUUUAGAAAAUUAAGAAUGAAGAAUUGGGGGUUUAUUUAUUUAUGUUGACCGACAAUAAUAGGAGCUUGGUUUGGUUGA
Molecule: messenger RNA, 697 nt
Organism: Cucumis sativus (cucumber)
Lineage: Eukaryota; Viridiplantae; Streptophyta; Magnoliopsida; Cucurbitales; Cucurbitaceae
Exons: 2
Coding region: 92-502 (136 amino acids)
Source: RefSeq, a predicted model, not a curated record